UGUUUCUGGACUAGCCCAAAGAGCUCGUGGGUGAAUGCCUGGUCGCUCCAUCUGCUGACUGCUGUCAAAACCUGCACACACACACAGCAAAGAUGGCGGACGCCGACUGGGAUAAUGACAACUUCGAACAUCUUGAACCGAUCCCAAAGGCGGUUGUACUGGACAAAUGGGAGGGCGAAGACGAAGAGGAUGAUGUAAAGGACAAUUGGGAUGAUGAGGAGGAGGAGAAGAAGGCGGAGGUUAAAAAAGCAGAGACAAAAGUGUCAGAAAAGAAGAAAUUGAGUGAAAAAAUCAAAGAAAAAGAAAACAGAUUAAGGAAAAAACAGGAGGAGAAGCGUUCAAUGGAAGCAGAGGAGCUGAGUCCUGAAGAGCAGCAAGCGGAGAAGCUGAGGGUGAUGCAGCUACAGGAGGCAGCAGAUCUGGAGCUCGCUAAGGAGGCUUUCGGUGUUAGCAGUAGUAACAACUUGUCAGGUCUAGAUGCUAUGUGCCCAUCCUCCAAAGACGACUUCACAGAGUUUGAGAAGCUGCUGAAAGAGAAGAUCUCUCAGUUUGAGAAGUCGGUUCAUUAUUCAAAUUUCCUGGAUUCCUUGUUUCGGGAGCUUUGUAUUUCAUUGGAAGUUGAAGACUUGAAGAAGAUCAGCGGUUCUCUGACAGCUCUACUGAAUGAAAAACAGAAACAAGAAAAACAAAACAAGCAAGGCAAGAAGAAGAAAAAAGGUGUGGUGCCUGCUGGAGGGAUGAAGUCCAAGAUGAAGGACGACCUUGCAGACUACGGCGAUUUUGAAGGCGGCUACACCCAAGACUAUGAGGACUUCAUGUGACAACGGCCUCCCCACCUCCACCACACCCCCUCCUCCUCCUCCCCCCAGACAUGCAGCUGCUCCCCCAACAUAGUGCCACUUUGGAACUAUGUGUCAUUCUUCAUUUUGCUUCUACCACCUGAGGGACUACAGGGAGCAUCUUGUAUCACAACCUCUUAUGUUUCACACAUAGACAUGGACCUGCCUUUUCUUUCCUUCAUUCUGCCUCAAAACACAAAUCCUCAAGUCACAAAACCUCUCGACCCCAUUGUUCACGAUCAGUUUAACGACCCAGCUUCAGUCAGAAAAUACAAUGCCUGCUGUCUGUGUUCUGUGUAGGUAUCAUUUUUGAUUUAGGAAAAUGAUUGCUCGUCUCAAAAUACAGCAGAUUACAAAGUAUUGCUAAUUGCAGCUUCAUAGAAACGAUUGAGGUUCUAUGCAAAUUGUAUUCAACCAGAAUGUCUGUAAAUAUUAGGUCUCUCACUUUGCCUGUGAUUGGGUUCCUUACAGGAAAAGUAUAUAGUAUCUAUAAACCUUUUGGUUGCCAAAUACAAGAAUCAAAGUACAUUUCAUCUUCAGAAUAAAUAAAGAAGUUUAAUUAGUUUUUGCUUUGGACUGAUACUGACACUACAGGUUGAGUGGGAGCCCCAGGGCUUCACUGGAAAAAGGGACAGAGAGAGUAGCAGAGCGACCACCUCACAGACGCUCUCUGGAAACGUCUGGAAUAUCUUUGAAGAAGUUGAAGCAAAGGAAACUUCUUUUUGUUUUUUUGUGUGUGUAUUCAACAAUGUAAUUAACAAAAUAGGUGUAAUUACUCCUGAUGCAGAUAGAGAAGUGUGAUCUGGCGAGUUGUCCUUGGCUUGCAGCACAAAGUCCCCUUAUAACUGCUUUUGCAGGCUUGUAUCCAAUGAAAUGUGUAGAAGGUGGCCUGUAGUGUCUGUCCUCAAAAGGGACAGUCUUGAAGGUGGCUCGUUAACCUUCUCCCUAUUUGCUAAUUAUCGACCAGUUCCAACUUGAUCAGGAAAGGGGUAGGGUAUUAAGACUCCAGCAUCUGCUGUGUUUUAUAUGCAUCAUAAUUUAAUAAAAUCACUGGUCAGAAAUAA
Hypomesus transpacificus is the source of this 1903-nucleotide messenger RNA. It is a transcript of the gene eif3jb, whose product is annotated as eukaryotic translation initiation factor 3, subunit Jb. Gene Ontology annotation, cellular component: eukaryotic translation initiation factor 3 complex; cytoplasm. The record is from RefSeq and is a predicted model, not a curated record. Bases 93 to 821 code for a protein of 242 amino acids. Gene Ontology annotation, molecular function: translation initiation factor activity. The transcript has 8 exons. NCBI's taxonomy places the organism in Eukaryota, Metazoa, Chordata, Actinopteri, Osmeriformes, Osmeridae.